Molecule: messenger RNA, 1674 nt
Organism: Colletotrichum truncatum
Lineage: Eukaryota; Fungi; Ascomycota; Sordariomycetes; Glomerellales; Glomerellaceae
Product: cystathionine gamma-synthase
Biological process (GO): transsulfuration
Molecular function (GO): cystathionine gamma-synthase activity; pyridoxal phosphate binding
Source: RefSeq, a predicted model, not a curated record
AUGCUCAUCACCAUUUGUAGGUUCUUCAUUCAUAAGAGCAUUGUCGCCCUUGCUGAAGAUGUUGCAUCCCAAUAUGCCCGUCCUGGUCAACAGACUAUGCUGUUUCCUACUCCCCGCGCGGCCAGACGCUGCUUAGAGUUCAUUCAGAAGAACGCCGGCACAUCCAGAGCGUCUGACAUCGCAGUCAUUGACUUCGGGUUGAACACGUCCCAGGACAUUUCGCCCCUAUUACGCUCUUUGGCACCCGCUUUUUCGGCUGUCGUGUAUGCUCAAGAAGUUUUUCCUAUUGCGAAGCAAUAUUGGCAGCAUACCGGCGAUGGAAUAUCGAGUCGGCGGGCUGAGUUUUGCCAUGGCCUACUCAAAGAGGGGCUCAUGGCCCCCAUCGAAAGACCUCACUCCCCCGUGGGUAAGGCAUGUCGUGGUCCCAGGAGAUACCAUCGCCCAUCUUCCAUUGACGACACCAAGUCCGCUAACCUCCACCCGUCUAAGUCGGGCCUUCGGACUACUUUUGAUACCCAAGAGAGUCUACGCUUCCUGGAAGAGCGUUUUGGGCGCAACCUCGAUCUUUCUCUUGUCGAACGUGCAAGGUCGGCCAUCAAACGCAGAAUUGCCGGUGCCUUGGCUGCCGACUUGGAGACGAGCAUUAACUCGUUGCCUCCCUUAAGCACCAACACUAGAGGCCAGGAAGACCUACAGGAAAGUGACGUAUACCUCUUCCCCUGUGGUAUGAAUGCCAUUUUCAAUGCCCACCGGGCCAUGGUUCUUGCUAGGGGCGACAUGAAGUCGAUCAAUUUUGGUUUCCCUUACGUCGACACACUUAAGAUUCUGCAAAAGUUUGGCCCAGGCUGUGUAUUUUACGGCCACGCGUCAGAGGCGGACUUGGAUGACCUUGAACAGCGCCUAGAGAACGGCGAGCGGUUUUUAGCACUAUUUUGCGAGUUCCCCGGCAAUCCGCUUCUGACCUGCCCUAACUUAGCCCGCAUCCGCUGCCUGGCAGAUAAAUACGACUUUGGUGUGGUUGUGGACGAAACUAUUGGCAGCUUCGUCAAUGUCGACGUGCUGCAAUUCGCGGACAUCGUCGUUAGUAGUCUAACCAAGAUAUUUUCGGGAGAUUGCAACGUCAUGGGCGGUAGCGCGAUUCUGAAUCCCAGUGGAAAGUAUUAUCAAGCCCUGAAGAAUGCAUGGACCCAGGAUUUGGAGGAUACAUACUGGCCAGAGGACGUUGUGUUCAUGGAGCGAAACAGUCGAGAUUUUAGGUCCCGCGUCGAGCGCAUCAACACGAACUCCGAGGCCAUCUGUGACAUCCUCUCCGGUCAUCCGCUGGUCAAAAAGGUUUACUAUCCCAAAGUUAACCCAACAAGGUCCAAUUACGACCUUUGCAAGCUACCCGGUGCUGGCUAUGGCGGGUUGCUGUCGGUCACAUUUCACGAAAAGGCUCACGCUAUAGCCUUCUUCGACGCCAUUGAAACGGCCAAGGGUCCAAGUCUAGGCACCAACUUUACUUUGACAUCGCCUUACGUACUGCUGGCGCACUACCAGGAGCUAGACUGGGCAGCCGGCUUGGGUGUUGAUCCUGAUCUCAUUAGAGUCAGCGUCGGCUUAGAGGAGACGGAAGAGUUGCGUGAGGUCUUCAGCCAUGCCCUCGAGGCGGCCGAAACUCAAAUUGUAGCUUGA